ACUGCAGCAGUAGUUCAAGAUGCGGGGUGGACGCUAGAUAACCCUGUCUUCACCAGCUAUGUAUUCUGGUCACAUGCUAGCUGCAAGAUGCUUAUCAUGGGACCUAUCACAGGAUACUUCGCGUACAUCUAUAUUUUGACAGUCUUGUACUCUGUACAGGCGUUCGCUAACCCUGAGGACGCUGCUUCCAUGGGUGUGAAAGGUACCAAGAUUAACGAGAACGUGGAGCGAGUCAGGAGGUAA
Messenger RNA from Cherax quadricarinatus, 243 nucleotides. Lineage: Eukaryota; Metazoa; Arthropoda; Malacostraca; Decapoda; Parastacidae. The record is from RefSeq and is a predicted model, not a curated record.